Phacochoerus africanus (Common warthog) is the source of this 2529-nucleotide messenger RNA. It is a transcript of the gene STEAP4, whose product is annotated as STEAP4 metalloreductase. Gene Ontology annotation, molecular function: cupric reductase (NADH) activity; ferric-chelate reductase (NADPH) activity. The record is from RefSeq and is a predicted model, not a curated record. Lineage: Eukaryota; Metazoa; Chordata; Mammalia; Artiodactyla; Suidae. Gene Ontology annotation, biological process: copper ion import. The coding region runs from base 170 to 1582 and encodes 470 amino acids. Gene Ontology annotation, cellular component: endosome; plasma membrane. The transcript has 5 exons.
AUCUAGUGGGCCCUCCCUCCGCUCUCCGGCCUCUUAUACCGAGAGUGGCGAGCCCAGCCGCAGCCCAGAGCAGGAGCGCCGGGCAGCGUCCCCUCCCGGCCCGGCCCUCGGCGAACCCGCAGCAGCUGCGCUGGACCACAGCCGUCUCGGAAGCACCUCUCCCGAAGUUAUGGAGAAAACCUCUACGGACACACUUCCUCUCACCAUGAUUUCUUCAGAAAAGCAAGAGACUGUCUGUAUUUUUGGAACUGGAGAUUUUGGAAGAUCACUUGGACUUAAAAUGCUCCAGUGUGGUUAUUCUAUUGUUUUUGGAAGUCGAAACCCGGGGAUGUCCAGUCUGCUGCCCAGUGGUGCAGAGGUCUUGAGCUACUCAGAAGCUGCCCAGAAAUCUGACAUUAUAAUCCUAACCGUCCACAGGGAACAUUACGAUUUUCUCACACACCUAACUGAGGUUCUCAAUGGGAAAAUACUGGUUGAUGUCAGCAACAAUCUCAAAAUCAAUCAGUAUCUGGAAUCCAAUGCAGAGUACCUCGCUCAGUUGCUGCCAGGAGCCCAUGUAGUAAAAGCAUUCAACACUAUCUCAGCCUGGGCUCUGCAGUCAGGAGCGCUGGAUGCAAGUCGCCAGGUGUUUGUCUGCGGAAAUGACAGAAAAGCCAAGCAGAGAGUGAUGGAUAUUGUUCGUACUCUUGGACUUACUCCGUUGGAUAAAGGAUCUCUCAUGGCAGCCAAAGAAAUUGAAAACUACCCCCUGCAACUAUUUCCAAUGUGGAAGUUCCCCUUCUGUUUGUCUGCUGUUCUGUGUGUCUUCUUCUUUUUCUACUGUGUAAUAAGAGAUGUAGUCUACCCUUAUGUGUAUGAAAGAAAAGAUAAUACAUUUCGCCUGGCUAUUUCCAUUCCCAAUCAUAUCUUUCCAAACACAGCACUCACACUGCUUGCCUUGGUUUACCUCCCUGGUGUUCUUGCUGCCAUUCUGCAGCUGUACCGAGGUACAAAAUACCGCCGAUUUCCAGACUGGCUUGACCACUGGAUGCUCUGCAGAAAGCAGCUUGGCUUGGUAGCCUUGGGAUUUGCCUUCCUUCACGUCCUCUACACACUUGUGAUUCCUAUUCGUUAUUACGUACGAUGGCUCAUGAACAACAGAACUGUUGUCCAGGCAAUAGCCAAGAAAGAAAAUCCAUUUAUUAUCUCUACUGCCUGGCUCAGCGAUUCCUAUUUAGCCCUGGGAAUCCUUGGAUUUUUCCUGUUUGUACUCUUGGGAAUCACUUCCUUGCCAUCAGUCAGCAACAUGGUCAACUGGAGAGAGUUCCGAUUUGUCCAGUCCAAACUGGGCUAUUUGACCCUGAUCUUGUGCACAGCCCAUACCCUUGUGUACGGCGGGAGGAGAUUCCUUGAUCCCUCGACCCUCAAGUGGUAUCUUCCAUCAGCCUACGUGAUAGCGCUGAUCAUCCCUUGCACCCUGCUGGUGGUCAAGUUCAUCCUCAUCCUGCCGUGUAUAGACAAGCCCCUCACCCGGAUCCGCCAGGGCUGGGAAAGGAACCCCAAAUUCUUGGAAUCGGCCCUCAAUGGAAAAACAGAUCUUUAAAGCAAGGUUCAGUUCACCCAGAUUUCUGAACUGUGGUGUCCUACGUUCAGAGAAGAAUGAUGGGGACAGUCAAGAAAGUACUUUUCUCCCUCCAUGGCGUGAAGGUUGUGAACCAAGAAAGAAAUCACACAUGGCUUUGAGAAGUGGACACCAGUUUAUCUCGGUCGGGGCUGUAAUGAAUCAGGGCUAGUCCCUGCCUCUGGCGGGGGCGGGGGGGGGGGCAGAGAUCAUGAUUUUGUCAUAGUUUUUUGAUUUCACAUUAAUCAUAGCUUUGUGAUUUCACACCAACAAGCUUCUUUGUUGUGGGCAACAUGUAUGACCUAAUGUUUUGCAAAAUCCAGGGGAAGUAUUUGCAACUUCCUUCUCGGGCACAAGGGCUGAGUAGAGUGAAAGAGAAAACAGUAAGAGGGUAGCUGCUGCUAAAGGCUUUAACAGAUAUGUCUGAAGAAUAAGGCUGAUGAAGUAAAAGGAAUGAAUUUUUUCUGUUUUUUAGGAAGUACAGGUGAUCAUAAAUAUUGCCAUGGUGAAUUCUGAACUUACAUGUGCUCUUUGAUUUUGCUUUUAGCAAUACGGAUUUACACUGAAGGGCACUAUUUUAUAACACAAUAAAAUAUCACAAUUGAUUGGAAGUAAGCAUGGGUUGGAUAUAUGCAAAUCUAUACAGCUGUCAUAAGAGCCUUCUUCUACAAAGGAUAAAGAAUAGGAGAGAUUGAGUUAAAAUGAGGGAAAUCCAGUUGGAUUUUCUCAAUAAGCAAGGAAGGGUUGAUAAAAUCCUUUGCAAAAAAAAAAAAAUAAUAAAUUACAAGUAAACCAUAAUUUGAGACAGCAAGCUAAAUACAUUUUGUAAAGUUGCAUCAUAUCAGGUUUGGUAUUACUUAGGUCUUGUGGUAUACUUUAUAAAUGAUAGAUUCCAAAUGCUGUUCAACAUAAAUCAUCUAUGAAAUGAA